AUGCCUCGUCAAUCCCGUGGCCGCUCGACCUCCACUUCCCGUUCCGCCCCAACAAAGCCAGCGGCAGCGCCAGCACAAACCCGGAGUGCGACCACCGCUGCUGCCCCGGCUGGCGGAUACCAGACCCCUGCCGCCCCCGCUCCCCCUGCAACUGGGGCCGCCAGUCAGGGCCCGGGAAUUCUCGGGCAAAUUGCGUCGACUGCUGCCGGGGUAGCAAUCGGCAGCACCGUUGGCCAUGGCCUGUCGAACGUCCUCUUUGGCAGCGGAGACAAGGCUGCGGCUGCUGAGCAAGCAGCGCCGGCUGCAGCUCAACAGGGACAGGGUGUUAUGAGCUGUGAACAGCCCGCGAAGGAUUUCACACUUUGUCUUGAGAAGGCGGAUAUGCAGUCGUGCACGUGGUAUCUUGAGCAGCUCAAGGCUUGCCAGGCUGCUGCCAAGCCUUACUAG
Messenger RNA from Mycena indigotica, 447 nucleotides. Its product is annotated as Chch domain protein. The transcript is spliced from 4 exons. Gene Ontology annotation, biological process: mitochondrion organization. The record is from RefSeq and is a predicted model, not a curated record. Gene Ontology annotation, cellular component: mitochondrion; nucleus. Bases 1 to 447 code for a protein of 148 amino acids. NCBI's taxonomy places the organism in Eukaryota, Fungi, Basidiomycota, Agaricomycetes, Agaricales, Mycenaceae.